Phyllostomus hastatus (greater spear-nosed bat) is the source of this 2292-nucleotide messenger RNA. Its product is annotated as zinc finger protein 77-like. The record is from RefSeq and is a predicted model, not a curated record. Bases 389 to 1963 code for a protein of 524 amino acids. Gene Ontology annotation, molecular function: RNA polymerase II transcription regulatory region sequence-specific DNA binding; DNA-binding transcription factor activity, RNA polymerase II-specific. Gene Ontology annotation, biological process: regulation of transcription by RNA polymerase II. Lineage: Eukaryota; Metazoa; Chordata; Mammalia; Chiroptera; Phyllostomidae. Gene Ontology annotation, cellular component: nucleus. The transcript is spliced from 4 exons.
GGCUCCCACUUUCCAUGGAUAAAGGAUCCCGGACCUCUCGUUGCUGACCUCAAGCCUUAAUGUGGGGGCGGGAAGGAGGGCGGACCUGCUGGUGUCAAAGGUCACGCUUCAAACUCUUCAAUCUUGAACAAGGGUCAAAUAUCCACACUGCUCUUGUCGCCCCACGGUCUGACCUUGACGGCAGAGACCGCCUGUUGUGGUUCCGGAAAAGUGGUGCUCCGUUGGGAAACUGACUCAGGACUUCCUGGUCCAGCAAAAGGACGAGAAAGUUCUGAGGAGCUUCGGCGGACGCUGGGUCGCCAGUUCAGGAGCACCCGCGACUCUUAAGUGACCUUCGGACGGUCAGCUCUGGGGAGAAGUGUGGCAGAAACUUACCCAACUCAAAGACAUGCACUUCCGCCUUCCUCAGCCACGUGACCUCUGCUUCCGCUCAUCAUUCAUCCUUCUUCGCUCUCAUCCUCAGUUGUGCUACAGUGCGUGUUCCACGCGCGACCUCAGGGGUCCCGUCACCGUCGCUCUCACCUGGCACGGUAGCGGAGGUGCGGGGCGUCGUUUCCCGAGCAGCGUGGAGAUGAACUCAGUGGUCUUUGCGGAUGUGGCUGUGAACUUCACUCAGGAAGAGUGGGCUCUGCUGGAUGGUGCUCAGAGGAAGCUCUAUAGAGAAGUGAUGCUGGAGACCUUCAGGAACCUGGCCUCAGUGGCUUCUUGCACUCAAGCCAUCACCAGUGGAUCAAGCCCUGGGUGGGAAACCCUGGAGACUGAAAUAUCCAGUGAAGACAACAUAGUGAGAAUCACAAGAAACAAUUCCUGCUCUGUUUCUGGAGAACACUGGACAUUUCAUGACGCUGGAGACCAGCACCAAACCCAGAGGAGGCGUUUGAGAAGUCACAUGCUGGAGGCUCCCUGUGAGAGGGGUGAAGCUCAUCCAUGCAGAGACACCCUGAACUCGGUCACAGAUCUUCCUGUGGGGGAGGGACACCCGCCCGGAGUUAAACCCCACGAGUGUGCUAAGUGUGGAAAAGCCUGCUCAAGUCAGCCAAGGUCUCCCACUGGAUGCGAACCUCAUCCCUGUGAGGAACGUGGGCAAGCCUGCACGUGUGUCUCAUGUCCAACCCCUCACGUGGAACCAGAGCGUGUGCACAAACCCUGUCACUGUGGGGACACUGGGAGAGCAUCUGAGAGAUACGUGAAGAGCCUCAGUAAUACAAACUCCAUCAGGUGUCAGGAAUGUGGAAAAGCCUUCACUCUCAACUCCUCCUUUCGGGGACAUUUGAGAGGUCACUGUGGACAGAAAAUCCACGUGUGCAAAGUAUGUGGGAAAGCCUUUAUGUUUGGGUGCCACCUUAGACGACAUGCGAGAACUCACACUGGGGAGAAGCCCUAUGAGUGUAAGGAAUGUGGGAAAGGCUUCAGCUGUAACUCCUACCUACGAGAACACAUGAGGACCCACACGGGGGAGAAACCCUAUGUGUGUGAGCACUGUGGGAAAGCCUUCCGAUUUUACUCCUACCUUCGAGAACACAGGAGGACGCACACGGGACACAGACCUUAUGAAUGUCAGCAGUGUGGCAAAGCCUUCCGGCACCUGUCCUCGCUGCAGUCGCACGUGAGGAUGCACACCGGGGAGAAACCCUAUGUGUGCAAGGAGUGUGGGAGGAGUUUCCGUUGUCCCAAGUACUUUAGAAAGCACGUGAAAACGCACAGUGGGAGGAAACGCUAUGAGUGUGAGGAGUGUGGGAAAGCCUUCGAUUACUCCUCGUCCCUUCGGGAGCACGUGAGAACACACAGCGAAGAGAAGCCCUACGAAUGUGUGGAGUGUGGGAAGGCGUUCCGGGGUCCCUCCUCCCUGCAGAGGCACGCGCGGAUGCACACCGGGGAGAAACCCUACGAGUGUCAGAAGUGUGGCGAAGCCUUCCGGCAUCACGCGUCCCUGCGAAGACACGGGAGGACUCACACUGGGUAGAAACUCUGAACAUAGGGACUGUAUUUAGUUUUCCCUAAAGCUCUGUGAGGAAACACUGGAGAGACACCGGAUGAGUGGAAAGUAGGUGGGAAAUUUUUAGAUCUUCACUCAUGUUGUGCAUGAAAACUCAGGGCCGCACAGAAACCUUUUGUUGCAAAUACAGUUUUCCCUGUAAGUGCCUCCCCCUGAAGAGGGGUCCCUGUGUGUUCAUUUCUGGUUUAUGUUACUGAUAGGGGCACUUAAGAUAGAAUUACUCCUCUAUGUCUGCCUCAUCUGUACUACAUACAUUUUGCUAUCUUUGACUUUAAUGAAUUGAAAGUUAUAUAAAA